GGCUUCAGAGGAGGAGUGCAGUUUGUAGCUCAUAAGAGUUUGAGCCGAAGUACAGUUGCUGUUACAACAGAGGUUCUCCGGUUUCCUUGCUGUCAAUUUUAGCAUUACUGUAAACAGCUGAACUGUCUGCUAGUGGCUGGGAAGUGAGACACUCUAUAUACAAUGGCCCAGCAGUUCGUGAACAGCAAGCUUGCACCUGAUAAAGUGGUUAUAUUUGGGAAGUCGAGCUGUCCUUUCUGUCACAGGGCUUUAGACCUUUUGGAAGAACUUAACCUUAAAUCUGGGCACUUGGAAUACAUUGAUCUCUCAAAACGAAGUGAUAUGGCUGAUAUUCAGGACUAUCUCCUGGAGAUUACAGGCGCUAGAACAGUACCUCGUAUCUUUAUUGGAUACACCUGUAUUGGUGGUUUUACAGACCUAGAUGCUCUGAAAAGGAGUGGAGAACUUGAAUCCCUGUUAAAGAAAAUUGGGGCCUUAUGAAGAGCAGAGACGCCUGUAGUCUGGGACUAUCUUAUGCCGCAACAGAAGAUUUUGGAAAUGCAACAACAGUUGCCCACCUCCUGUUUUAUUCAUUGUCUACGUUGCUUAAUGCACAUUUCCAAAUAGAGUGGUGGCGGUGGUGGGUGCUAGCUUUCUAAAGAUAUGAUUGUAAAACUUUUAUGCAUGUCAAUAUCCCUGCUAGUAAACAGAAGUGACCUAGUAGAAUAAAAUGCUUAUACUAACAGGAAGUUUAAUUAUCUUGUUCAUCACACCAAAUUGUUUUGGUUUACUUUGGUACCAUUCCUUCACUUAUGUGCAUGUCCAGCUAUGAUUUUACUCUGUUCAAUACAUACAGAUUAGGCCUCUGCUCUCGGCUUUCUUACUUGCUCUUCUAAACUAGCUCUUCUCCUCCUCUAAUUUCUCUUUAACAUUUAUUACAAAUGUGGGCUGCCCCUUCCUAAGGCUCUGAGAGAGCAAGAGAACUCUGUUAGCUUAACCAUCUACCAUUCUGGGCAAUCUUCACAAAGACAUGUUCCAGGGGCUAUAACUCAAGAUAGCUUCCUCUGUCUGAAUGACACACACCACACCUGCAACUGUGGGCUACAGCUCUGAUGACACUUAGGACUCUUGCCUUCUGACAUGGAGUAGCACAUGUGAAAAGAACUUUGGGAUUAUUUUUGAUAAGUUUAAUACAGCCUAGCAGUGUGAUGCUGUGGUAAGAAAGGCAAGUAAUAUUUUACCCUGCAUUAACACAACCAAUGUUUCAAAGAUAAGGGAAGUAAUAGUCCCCCUAUAUUUAGUGCUAGUCUGGCCACACCUGGAGUACUAUACUUAAUGCCUCAUUUUAAGAAGGCUGUAGACAAUUUGGAGUGGGUUCAGAUGCGGUAUGGAGAAUAAAACAUACAAGGAAAGUUUGAGGGAGUUGGGCAUGUUCAUCUUCAUGAAGAGAAGACGGUGUGUGUGACAUGAUUGCACUUUUUAAAUAUCUGAAGUGCUACCGCAGAGGAGAGUGCAAGCUUGUUCUCUGCUGGCCCAAAGGGCCUAAUAGUUUUAAGUGAGAGGAGAGUAGAUUUUGAUUGAUUAUUAGAAUGAACUUCUUGAUUCUAUGAAUUUGCAAAUGGAAUCAAUUACCUAAAGGGUAUCUUCAAAGAUUGCUACCUGAUAAAGAUUGUCUAGCUGGAGUUCCUGCUCUGAACAGAGCGGUUGACUUGGUGGACUAUAGAGCCCCUUUGAAAUUAUAAUUAUAUGUUUCUUGAACCUUCUGUGAGCAUGACGUUUAUGUGACAUCAUUCAGCAUCAUCUGGCCUAAUUCCAUCCUUUCUUUUCUUAUCCUAGUAAUUCUUUAGUGUUGUUCCACAGGGCCAAUUUUUUGUUCAUCAUCUGGCCAGUAAACUUAAUUUUAGACAUGAUGUAGUACUAAUGUUUCAUCACUUAACAGCCAUUCUCCUGAUUUUUGCUGUUUAAAGUGAACCUUUUUACAAGGGAGAAGCUACCUAAUGCAGUGAUACUCAAAUUUUUUACCCUUGGGACCCGCAUUUACAUCUCCAUGCAGAUGUCCCACCCUACACUCAAUAUAGUAAAUGAAUAAAAAUAUUUUAUUUCAUGUGCAUAUUUUUAUUUGUAGAUUCAU
Molecule: messenger RNA, 2110 nt
Organism: Sceloporus undulatus (fence lizard)
Lineage: Eukaryota; Metazoa; Chordata; Lepidosauria; Squamata; Phrynosomatidae
Gene: GLRX
Product: glutaredoxin
Exons: 3
Coding region: 163-480 (105 amino acids)
Source: RefSeq, a predicted model, not a curated record